UGCAUGAUGUUUUGUUGAAAACUGCCUGAGAAGCGGUGUUUUUGCUAUUUUCUUAGCCCACUGUUAUAUUUGCCUCGACUAUUACAGGGAAACUUGUACUUCUGUUAAACUUGUUGAUUUUUUUUUUUUUCAGAAGACCGAUUAUUCAUUUAUUUUUUAUUUCCCUUAACUCGGGUUUCAGCGAUGUUCCAACAGACCUUCAAGAAUUUCAACAUCAAUUACAACUCUCUGAAUGAAAAUAAUACUUUCUCCAGCGGCGAUCAAAUAACAGGACACAUCUCCUUCGAUCUCACAAAGCAGACGAAGAUCACUUCAAUAGCCAUGACGCUGACAGGAAAGGCGAGUGUCCACUGGUCCUCCGGAGGACACGGGGGAGGAAGGCGGAGAAGAAGUCGGCGAAGACAUUUCUCAGCAAAACUGGAAUUUUUCAACUUAAGAAACGUCCUCAUUCAAGAACAAAGCGUUACUGGUAGGGCGGCAAUGCUCCAGCCUGGCACGCAUGUGUAUCCAUUUAUGUGUCAGCUGCCACAGGGAAACUUCCCAUCUACCUUCCAUGGGGUUCAUGGAAAAAUAGAGUACACCUUGACAGUUGGCAUCAGCAGACCCUGGCACCUGUCCAAGGACUUUGUCACAGAGCUGACCUUUGUAAAACACAUUGAUACCAACCAGCCAGAUCUGCGGGCUCCCCUCUCAGGCACUAACCAGACCACACUGUGCUGCCUGUGGUGUGCCUCGCAGCCUAUCACAGUGACAGCCAGUGUAGAGAAGAAAGCCUUCGUUCCUGGUGAAAUUGUGAAAGUAAUUUGCGAGUUUAGUAAUGGUUCGUCUCAAACAGCCACUCUGAAGGUGAGGCUGCAGCAGAAGCAAGCUUUCUACACCCACAACAAGGUCAACAGGAGGGUGGUUAUGAAGAAUUUGGCGUCAGUGUCCAGACAGCCCAUCAGCGCUCACGCCUCUGACGUGCACACUGAGAUCAUGCUCACUAUUCCCCCAACUGCAUCGCACACCAUCUCCAACUGCAGCAUCCUGGUCGUUGAUUAUUUGAUUGAGGUGACCCUUAGCUCCUGUGCUUUCCCUGACCUCACAGUUCUGUGUCCCAUCAUCCUGUGUGAUACCCCUGUACACAGUCAGCCCCCUGCUUAUUUGUGAGUGCAUUUGUCAAUAUCUUGAAUUUCUUCAAACAUGUCUAAUGAAAUGACAACAUACUGUUGUCUCACUGACUUUCUACUGGAAGAGCCUUACAGUAUUUCUCAGGGUUUUUGUAUCAGAUGAUCAUCUGAUGACCUUUGCCACUGACCUUUGCAACUAAGUGUUACAUUUUUACUACUCAGUGUUUGCUUUGAAAUAUAACUUUUGUAACUUUUUUUUUGUAUGUAAAAAAAAAUCUCACUUCAUGUCGACAUGGCUGGAAAGUGGUGGUGAAACUGAGAUCAGUCAACUUUGUUAUGAAGCUCAGUGUGUGUGCUGCCUCUUUACCUUUGGGUAUUCAAUGUUGGAAUCACAUGAAUUUGGUUUAGUGUAGCAAACUUUCAGAAACCCAACUAUUUUUUUAGGAUAUCUCUUUUUCUCACGUCGGCAAACUUCUGCCCACAAAUAUGCAAACUGUCAUUCUGCUUCAACAUGGUUCCCCUUUGUUUUCACUUGGCUUGGCCGGUUUUUCAAUAUGUUGUCAUUGACAAGUUUAAAUUUCAUUUAUGAAGAAUGUGAUUUAGUAACAACUGUGUGUUCGCAAGAACCUACUUGAAGUUAUCUGACUCUGUUGUGAAGAUGGACUCAAGCAAGAGAUUUCAUUUUAUAUCAACGUACAAAAAUGUAAUGGUAAAAAUAUUAUAUCCCUUUUGAAAUAAUAUACACCAAAGUGCUUUGUUUAUACACAAGUGACUCCUCAGUAUAUUAGAUUCAAGCCAAAUGCACAAAGCUUGCUUUGUGGAAACUACCCUAUAGCAUCAUACUGACAUCAGACAAGCUGUCACACACUUCAGUGAGUGUGUGUGUGUGUGUGUGUGUGUCUGUGUUUUAUCUAUGUAAUGUUCACUAUGGAUUGUUGUAGAUGUUUGUGGGACAUUCAUUCAGUUUCAGUACAUGACAUUACCACAUCAAAAUACACUAAAUGUAAUGAGUAAAAGGAAUUUGGUCCAUAUUAUUGUGAGUGUGUGCUUAGUAUUUUAUUUUUUAUUUCAUCUCAACUUCCAUCAUGUCUUUUGACAAACUAUUGUCAUAUACACACUGUUUUGUAUGUUACUGUGUACAUGAAUAUUUUACUUUAUAAUGGGACCAAAUUAAAAGUUUGGGCGCAGUAAGGGUAAA
Molecule: messenger RNA, 2307 nt
Organism: Toxotes jaculatrix (banded archerfish)
Lineage: Eukaryota; Metazoa; Chordata; Actinopteri; Toxotidae
Product: arrestin domain-containing protein 3-like
Exons: 6
Coding region: 184-1149 (321 amino acids)
Biological process (GO): protein transport
Cellular component (GO): cytoplasm; plasma membrane
Source: RefSeq, a predicted model, not a curated record